GUGACUAUGAAGGAUUUCUGUGUUCUCUACUCUUGCCUGCAGAAUCCCGAACCUCUGCUUUUGCCUUGAGAGCUUUCAAUGUGGAACUGGCUCAGGCAGAUUAAAGACUCCAUAACUCAGAAAGGUACAGGUCUGAUGCGAAUGCAAUUCUGGAGGGAAACUGUGGAAGAUAUAUACUGUGAUAAGCCACCACAUCAGCCGGUUGCUCUAGAGCUGUGGAAGGCCGUCAAGAGACAUAACCUAACUAAAAUGUGGAUCAUGAAGAUUAUUGAUGAACGAGAGAAGAAUUUGGAUGACAGAGCGUACAAUAACAUCCAGGAACUUGAAACGUAUGCUGAGAACACUCAGAGUGCUCUGUUGUACCUGACCUUGGAAAUGCUUGGUGUGAGGGACAUCCAUGCAGACCAUGCAGCCAGUCACAUUGGGAAAGCGCAAGGCAUAGUCACCUGUUUAAGAGCAACUCCAUAUCAUAGUGCAAGACGAAAGGUCUUUCUUCCCAUGGACAUUUGUAUGUUGCAUGGAGUUUCACAAGAGGACUUCAUAAGAUGCAAGCAAGAGAAAAAUGUGAGAGAUGUAAUUUAUGAUAUUGCCAGCCAGGCACAUAUUCAUCUAGAACAUUAUUAUGCAUGAUCACACAGUAUCUUCUGCAGUAGAGCUAGAUAAGCCCUUCAUUUUUUCUUAAGGUAAAAUGAAGCCUCCUUGUUUUAAUUCAGUCAGUGGUUUGUUGAUUAGUGUUUUUAUUCUUUGCUGAAAAUAUGUACCCUCAGGCUUUAUUUUUAAUACAAACUAUUUAUAAUUUGCAUUUAAUGCAUUCCUUUGCUAUUCUUGUUUCACCCGAUAUCUGUCCGUUUUGUUGUCACAUGUCCAAGGAGGAAAACGUUUAUCCCAUUUUAGAGCUAGGGAACAGAAACAAGGAGAAUGCAAGGUCAAAAUUAACCACUAUCUCUUUGAUGUUCAAGCUGAAACCUCUUUUUUUUUUUUCUUUUUUUUGUCCCCACCCUUCUUCCUGUAAUCACAGUGUACAAAACCAUUGAUUUUGGUUGCAGCUGUGGUUUACAAAAAUGACAAGCGCCUGGCCUGAAAUGUCUCGUAUCGGGGGUGGUAGGCACAGAAAAUGAACAAUAAAUAUUGUUCUGCUGUUUAAAAUUUCAUUGCCCGUGUUGCAUGGAAACUUUGAGACAGAAGCAGAGAGAGAAUUCAGUUCUUCAGGGCUUUCCAGGUAAAUCAGUCCUGUGACCGUUCUUAGCCCCACAGUCCCCUGACUCCCUACAAGCCAACCAGCCUCUGCAGAGAAAAGGCAGGAUCCUCCUUAGCCCUUUUCCUUCCCACUGCAUUCCAAGAGCCCUGCCCAUGCUAUGUGCUGGGAGGGUCCUAUGGAAAAUAUGAAAUGGGAUUAAGUAAUUGGACACUAUACAGAAAGGCAUAGACAUAAGGAAAUCAGAUUAUGGUGGCAUAAACAUUUUAUUCAGCUUGAAUGUUGAACUUAGCACUUUUUUUUGUUAGUGGGUGCUCCUUGAGCUGCCAUAUCUUCUUGUGAAACAACAAAAUAAAAGAAGAAAAUCCAUUCGGAAAGACCAAACUAGCUUCUAACUUCCAUCAUUACGAGUGAAGGAUACUGGAUAGUGGAGGAUCUCUGCAGGGGUUCAGGCCACUUGACCUGGCAGUAACUGGCAAUGAUAACAGGGUAUUAGCCUCCUUAAUAACCAGAUGGCCUUUUUAAUGCAAGGAUAAAGAUAAUUCUCUUUUCCUGUAGUGGAAGAAAGAGUAAUUUGCUGGCAACAGAGGACUUUGGAUAUUUCAAGCUUUUAGAUGAAUGUAAUGGGCCUGUACUGUUAGCUGCAUCUGUUAUUCUGUCUAAAAUCUCCAUAUUAUUUUGCCUGAGCCUGUUCAGCCAUUUAUCUUCUGUCUAGGUUGGAAUUGUGGGGUAUGGUUAGCAUUAAACCUGCAGAGAGAUUUUAACAGUCUCAGAAUUUGACGCAAGCUACGCAUGUUUCAGAGGAUGAGGAUAAGAGCCCUUAGCCCUACUUCAUAGUCAGAAGAAACCUAACCCCCCCCCCCAAUUAAGUCCAAGGGAUAUUAUGUGAAGCAUCUUGUACUAAUAUGGCACUUAAUCUUGGAAGACAAAUUUCUGAGGUGUGGUCAGCUCUUCCUGCUACUCUGGCUGAUGACCUGCAGAGGGCAAAAGAAGUUAAUGAAGAUUGCAGUUUUGUUUAGGAAUUUUGUAUUUGGUAGAAUAAAAGCAUGUAACAAAGUGCCGUGUUGGGUCCUGCAGUGAUGCCUUUGACCCAUUUACUUGUUCCCCUCUUUGUGUAGCUUCCCCUCUUCUUUAAGAAGAUACUCUUGAUUUUUUUGCUUCUAUCUCAAUUGUGCUAUAUCAUUCAGUUUAUCAGGCAAAACAACAUGCUUUCUAAAUGACAUUCAAGCAAAUCCAUUCUGAGUUAAGAAGGUCAAGCAAGAUUAUUUCCUGUCUUAUGUCUCACAACUAAUAGUAGCAAGCCAGAGCAUAAGCUCAGGGAAGAGAAUUUUCCUUUUGUAUAUACUUUAUUUCAUCUCAACAUUUUAAAAUAACUUGCCCUCUGAAAAGUGUCACUACUUUUUCUUUUUUUCCUGGUAAAGUUUCAGCCUGAUUUCCUCAGUUGUCUGGAAAGAUCAAUAGAAAGGAAACAAAGUCAAGCGUACGCAUCGAUAUUCUUAAAGGCUCUGUUUUCUGUGUUGUGUGUACAGGGUGUUUUUUUUUUUCAGUUUUGCCAUAUAAUAAAAGGCAAGGCAAAGGCAGUUUCUGUAUUUAGUAAUAAGCAUUACAGGAAGCUUUGCUUUAGUUAGCUAUUGGAUGCAGCUGAAUUGUACCUGCACUUAAAGAUGUGUUUCAGCUGUGGUUUAGACCCUUUAUAUGCAGAUUCUGAGGAUCUGUGGCCCAGACAUCCUUUCAGAGACCUGUAAAUGGAGGAUGACUGAACUUCUGAAACUGAGAGUAAGAUUGGAACCAAAAAGACUAGUUCAGGGAAAUGCAUUUCUGGUCCUCCAUCACUCCUGUCUCUUGGGGUACAAAGAAUUAUUUGGUGUUUUAAAACAAGUUAAAUCAUAUUUAUUAAAUCAGAUACAACUUGGAACUUUGCAAGGAUAAGGGAUGUCAAUUUACAGUACUUUAUUGUUAUGUAAGCUGUAAGGUUGCUAAAAGAUACAAGAAUUUUAGCAGGCUUUUCCCAGUGUUAUGCACUUUCUCUCUCGCUGUUCCGUACAGUGAGGGAUGGUGCUGGCCUAUAUAUAAUGAAAAAUUACAGUUUCAGUAUGUCAAAGUUCAGGGAAAAAAGGCUGAAGCUUGUAAUAUAUUCUGUUGGCUCUAACCAUUAUGUAUAUAUAGUGCUUGAGGUUUAAUUUGAAAUAUAUAUAUACACCUAUUAGGACAACUUAAUAUUUUUUUUUUCCUCCCACCUCACCCCAUUUACUUCCAGGCUAGGUCUUUCAGUAAGAAAGUUCCUGUGAAGGCAUAUCCUGCUUUCUUCUGUACGGUGAGUGUGAUAUCAUGCAGUCUGUAAGUGAUGAACUCAUUUCUGUGUUAUCAUGUUUGUGAAGAGCAGAGUAUCACAUUAAAUGUUGUUAAGUAGUGCUUGAUGUGUCUAGUUCAUUGACAGGAUGUAACGAACUUCUGAAAAUCAUAAUGCUGUUCAGAUGUGUAUUUCACUGUAGAAUCUCAAAGUUUCUGAUCAGCACUUUUAAUCCUUCUUCUUUAAUUACACAACUUCUCCAAAUAUGUCUGAAUAUUCACAGAUCACCCUUCUAGUGCAUGGUCCCAAAAUAUUAUCUAUUUUAUCAUUUGUUGGUUGGUUUAGUAAAAGAUAAUGCUUCUCUUCACAAACCUUACCUUUUGUGCUUCUUUAGAAUGUGAUGGCUCCCACCACCACUUAUUGCAACAGGCAAACUGUCAGACCAUUUUGCAGUCCAUAAUUCAGUUUCAUAUAUUGCUUUUUAGCAUAAUGUCCAGUUAUUUGUGCAUACCAUAUGGACUAACCAUUUUCUCUUUUCUAGGUUGCUUUAGAGGAUUAUUUAUGUAAUAUACGGAAAGUGGACUUCAAUAUAUUUCAUCCAAGCUUACAGAAGAAAAGUACAUUAUUACCAUUG
Struthio camelus australis is the source of this 4119-nucleotide messenger RNA. Lineage: Eukaryota; Metazoa; Chordata; Aves; Struthioniformes; Struthionidae. The record is from RefSeq and is a predicted model, not a curated record.